CGUCACGGAAGCUCCGGUGGCAGUGGGAAAUGAAUAAAUCCCAGCCCGCGGUCAUAAUGGGCAAGAGUUUAACUGGAAUUCAUGCGUGGUGCUCCUGCUUCAAGAGUUCAUACUCCGGACAAUACAGAAGUUUCUUGUAGUCCAUGUGAAAGCGGAGUUUGGUGUUGUAAGGUGAAUUGAUUCUCUGGAGUAUUGGAGCUGCAGUGUUUCCUUCAUAGGUGUUCAUCUCCAAGCAAAGGACCUCAAGCAAGACCAAGAGAAUGUUCGAUAUAUUAUUUGUGAUGAUCUUUGGACUGUCAGGGAGUGUUCUAACUAAAGACACAGACACAAAAGGGAGGUUCAGUUCUCCAGUGUUGGAUGUUACUGAGAAGCAGCUUAUUAUAGAAAGAAAUCAGACACUUCAGCUAAACUGCAGGGGACGGUGGGAGCUUCAGUGGGUUUUGCCAUCGGGUGUUCUGAAAGUCUACAAUGGCACAGAGAUAAAGGAGACUCAAUGCGGGAGAAAAAAUAACCAGUACUGUAGUCGCCUGACGCUCAGUCCUGCUUUAGCCCAACACACUGGCUCUUACCGCUGCCGGUACCGCCAAAAGCAGCGCAAACAGGCCUCGGUGUAUGUCUACAUAACAGAUAGCCAGCGGCCGUUCGUGAAGAUGCAGUCGGAGAUCCCAGAUGUGGUGUACAUGAAGGAGGGAGAGCCGCUGGUCUUCCCCUGCAGAGUCACACACCCAGAUGCCAAAGUCUCGUUGGUCAAGUUUCCUUUCCACGUGUUAACUCCUGAUUAUAGAAACAUCAUCUGGAACAGCAGGCAAGGCUUCACUAUCCGUAGUCCAACAUUCUUCUACAUUGGGCUGUUUUCCUGUGAGACUCUCGUCAAUGGAGUCAAAUACAGCAACAAGUUCUUGACUCACAGGCCAGUAAAUAAAAUCCUGGACGUGUAUUUAAACAGCACGGGUUUGGUCCACACGUUACAGGGCGAGAUGUUAGCACUGAACUGCACCGUUACAGCUGAAUGGAACUCCAGGGUGUCCAUUACCUGGACAUACCCACAAAAGGCUAAUGGAUCAGCCACUAUCAGCCGGCGCAUAUCAAAGAGCAGAACCAACAUGCUGUUCUACAGUGUUCUCACCAUCCCCAGACUGAGCAAAGCAGACAGAGGACUCUACAAAUGUCAUGUGACAAGCGGUCCAUCUAAGCGAGACACAAAUACCACGGUUAUUGUCUAUGACCAGCCUUUCAUUCGACUCAAGCACAAAAAUGGUCCUGUGGUUCAGGCUUUUGCUGGACAAAAAUCUUUCCGUCUUACUCCAAAACUAAGGGCUUUCCCUGCACCUGAAGUCAUCUGGUUGAAGGAUGGGAUGGUUGCAGCCGAGCGGUGCUCCCGUUACCAUGUAGACGGGUUUUCCCUGGUUAUUCGGGAUGUUGCAGAAGAGGACGCAGGAAUCUACACCAUCCUUACUAGGAUCCAGCAGUAUGGACUUUUCCAGAACCUCACACUCACAUUGGUGGUAAAUGUGAAGCCGCAGAUUGGAGAGAAGACAGUGUCCUCUCAACCUGGGACAGUCCAGCGAGGUAGCAGACAAGCCCUGCACUGCACUUCUCACGGUGUCCCACCACCUCAAAUCCAAUGGCUCUGGCAUCCGUGCCCUCCGAAAGGCCUAUGUGAGAAGCCUCCUCCUUCCUCCUGGACUGCAGUCAGAGAGAAGACAGAAGUCACGUCCACCCACAAUCCCAUCCUGACCAUCAGCCACAGACAGGAAGUGUUAGAAGGGAAGAAUAAGACUGUAGGAGUUCUGACAGUUGGUGAAGCAUUAGUCUCUGGUAUCUACCGCUGUGUUGCAUCAAACUUAAUGGGCAGAGAUGAGCUAGACAUCCAUUUCUAUGUCACAGAUGUCAAAGGAGGCCUUAUCGCAUCUUUAGAGGAAGAGCCCAGAGAGGGCAGGGACCUUCGUCUUGUCUGUAUAGCCAAUAGGCACCUCUAUUCAGACCUGUCAUGGUAUAGAAUAACGAAUCAGUCCACAGUAUCAGAGGGAGCUUCAGUUCUCGGCGGGGAGCUCACAGAGGGGCACUUCUCUCACACCCUGCACCUUCUGCUGAAGAAUGUGACUGCACAGGAUUCAGGAACAUACCGCUGCUCUGCCACACACCUGCUUACAGGAGAACGUACACACCUAGAUACAGCAGUGGAGGUCACAGUUCUGCAGGCACCGGUUCUGCUGCGAAAUCUCAGCGAUCACAGUGUUAAUGUAAGCAGCUCGGUCACUCUCCACUGCCCCGCUCAGGGAAUUCCACACCCCAGGAUCACAUGGUAUAAGGACCGAAGGAAGCUCCAGCAGGUGUCUGGAAUUAUGCUGUUUCCUGAGAAAGGGGCUUUACAUAUUGACCGAAUUACAGUUGAAGACCAGGGACUUUAUACCUGUGAGGCCACCAAUGAGAGGGGGUCUGUGGGGAGCUCCGCCCACAUUUGGGUUCAAAGUUCAUCUGAAUUCCUUUCUCUGGAGAUCCCGACUCUAGCAUGUACGUGCGUUGUGGCCACUCUCUUCUGGCUGCUUCUCACACUGCUGAUUCGGAAACUCAAACAGCCAAGCUCCAAUGAUGGCAAAGCAGAGUACCUGCCAAUCAUCCUGCACCCUGGGGAGGAGCCUCUGCUUGAGCAGUGUGACAGGUUACAGUAUGACCCCGCCCAGUGGGAGUUUCCACGUGACCGCCUUAAACUGGAAAAGCCCCUGGGGCGAGGGGCAUUCGGGCGAGUAAUGCAAGCCUCAGCUUUCGGCAUUUGCAAUUCAGCCAGCUGCACCACAGUGGCCGUCAAAAUGCUUAAAGAUGGCGCUACGCCCAGUGAACACAAGGCUCUGAUGACAGAACUGAAGAUCCUUAAUCAUAUUGGUCAUCACCUCAAUGUGGUCAAUCUUCUCGGUGCAUGCACCAAAGCAGGAGGGCCUCUGAUGGUCAUAGUUGAAUACUGCAAGUUUGGCAACCUGUCUGCAUACCUUAAGAGCAAACGAGAGGUGUUUCUGUUAAAUAGGGUGAACAGAGAAGAGGAGGAAAGCAUGAAGGAGGGAUGUAAAGGACGACUGGCCAGUGUGUCCAGCAGCCAGAGCAACGCCAGUUCAGGGUUUAGUGAGGAGAGAGCAGAGAUCUCAGAGGAGGACAGUGCUUCUCUUCCUGAAUCCAUCAAUCCUCUGCUGCUUGAAGACCUGAUUUCUUACAGCUUUCAGGUAGCCAGAGGUAUGGAGUUUCUCGCCUCUCGCAAGUGCAUUCAUCGUGACCUUGCUGCCAGAAACAUCCUGUUGUCCAAUAACAAUGUGGUGAAGAUCUGUGAUUUUGGCUUGGCCCGAGACGUAUACAAAGACCCAGACUAUGUGCGCAAAGGAGAUGCACGGUUACCACUGAAGUGGAUGGCCCCUGAAUCGAUCUUUGACAAAGUCUUCACCACUCAGAGUGACGUGUGGUCAUACGGAGUUCUGCUCUGGGAGAUCUUCUCACUUGGAGCGUCUCCAUACCCAGGGCUGAACAUUGAUGAGGAGUUUUGUCACAGACUGAAGGAAGGGACUCGGAUGUGUCCUCCUGAGUACAGCACCCCGGAGAUUUAUAGCAUCAUGUGGGCAUGCUGGGAAAAGAACCCUGAGAACAGACCUUCUUUCACUGCUCUAGUGGAGAUACUGGGAGACCUCCUGCAGACUUGCGUCCAACAGGAUGGAAAGGAUUAUAUUCCAUUAAACACUUUUAUUUCUGGAGAAGGAAAUACCGUCAUGGCGCACCUCGACCAGAAAGACAUGAGCCAGAAAACGCUGGGAACUUUAAGCUACAUCAACUCUGAGAAGAUCAAAGCCAUCAACACUUUUGAGGAUCUACACCAAGAAAUCCCUGAUUCUGACAGUGGAAUGGUUCUCCCUUCUGAAGAGUUGAUUCAGGUGAAAUGGACGGACAGAUUCAAAACCAAGAAAUUCACCAAGCUAUUCUCCAAAUAUCAAAACCAGCCGGCAAAAGUGCUGCCUUGUAUGAAUAGCGCCCCCUGUUGUCAUCAUAAGGAGGUGCUGCUCUCUCCCUCCAGAUGAAGCUGCUCUCCUUUACCCUUGUUUUUAACACGUCAGACAACCUGCCUGUAAACACCAAUGAACAUCCGUUACCACUCUUAAAAAGCACUGCUUAUUUGGACUAUUUUGCUUUCAGUUCCUUUUUUUGUGUUAGAUACGUCCUGUCAAAGCAGGAUUUCUGAAUGAGUCUCUUAUUCUUUUGAGAUUCUCUGCACAUCCCUCACCUUUUUAACCAAUGAAUUCCAUGAAUGUUUGUCACUCAUAAUUACUGGUUAAGGAUUAUAAAAUAUAUUUAUAUUAAAUUCAUCAGGUAAAUUAUAGACAAAAUGCACUUUGUGCACGUAUAAAUAUUAUUUGCAUAAUAUUCAUAUAGGCCUAUACACAUUAUAUUAUGGAAAUUUCCAUUUUAAGAUGUUAUUUGAGUUUUUCAUCAGGCCUGAAAAUUUUCAGGAUUUUUGUCUGCAAUGUUAUCAUGUUGAAACUUGCAACUACUGAUAAGCAUUGUUUGUUUUAAAACCAUCUCAUAUAGCUACAUUCCCACUUUGAAACCAAUAGUAAUCUAUACCUCUUAUAUUUUGUUUUAGUAGUCACAGAGCAGCUAAUAUUAUUUAUGAGCUAGUGAAAUGCCUUUAUUAAAAUCACUGCUUGUAGGUACCAAACUGUAGAGCACAGUUCAUGUGCUGCACGCCGUAUGCUGGAAAACUUUUUGCCGUAGAGUAUAUUUAUUUACACUCAGUAACUUAAUAUUAACUUCUGAACAAAAAACAAAAAAAGAGAACAGGACUUUAAUAUUAGUGGAAUAAAUGUUAAAGGAAAAAUAUAUAAGUACGGAGGAAAAAGAAAAAAAAAAAAAAUUCAGUGUUUUUGCCAAUUAUUAAAUAAAUCAACUGUGAUAGGUUGCACCUUUCUUGUAAAGAAUUUUUUUUUUUUUUUUUUUGAAGUGGCAGAAUCUUGAUCCUGGAAUAACAUCCAAAAGAAACCUGUAUUUACACAGUUAGAUUAAUCAAAAUACCAUUCAAAAGUUUGGGGCCCAAUAAGAUUUUUUUAAAAAUAUUUUUGAAAGAAGUCUCUGCUCACAAAUACAGUAAAAACAGUAAUAUUGUGAAAUAUUAUUACAACAUAAGAAAAAAAAAAUGUUUUCUAUUUUUAUAUAUUUUAAAAUGUAACAAUCCUGUGAUGUCAAAGCUGAAUUUUCAGCAUCAUUACUCCAGUCUUCAGUGUCACAUGAUCCUUCAGAAAUUAUUCUAAUAUGCUGAUUUGCUGCUCAAGAAACAUUUAUCAUCAAUAUUGAAAACAGUUUGUGGAAACUAUGCUGGGUUUUUUUGGGGUUUUUUUUUUUUUUGAAAAUUCGAUGAAUAGAAAGAUCAAAAGAACAGCAUUUAUUUUUUGCAACAUUAUAAAUGUAUUUACUGCCCCCUUGGAUCAAUUUAACACAUCCUGGCUGAAUAAAAGUAUUAAUUUCUUUAAAAAAAAAAAAAAAAAAAAAAUCUUACUGACCCCAAACUUUUGAACGGUAGUGUAUGUACCAUGGGUUCAAAAAAAUAACACUGAUCAUCUCACCUAAUGCCACAAAUAAAUGCCUAUACAUUCUUUCUGCCAUAAAACAUUUGCACCAUUCAAAACCAUUCUGAGACCGAGUCUCGUUGCUGCUUUUUUAGUGCUGGUAAUUUUUGUGGCAUCUAUUUUGGAAAGCGUCCAAUCUCCACAGUUACAGACAAGUUCCUUUUUGCUGCUGCAGUGCGUCAUAAGCUAUUCAAGCAACAAUCAUGCCCUUUAAAAACACAAACGAAUGUUAUCUUUUAUUAAUCUUUAUUAAAAUACUGCUGUACACACAAAUAUUGCAAAAAUGUGACAAUAAACAAGAAGGGCAUAAAACGUA
Ctenopharyngodon idella (grass carp) is the source of this 5913-nucleotide messenger RNA. RefSeq names its product fms related receptor tyrosine kinase 1 (gene flt1). Gene Ontology annotation, cellular component: plasma membrane; signaling receptor complex. Bases 261 to 4055 code for a protein of 1264 amino acids. Gene Ontology annotation, molecular function: vascular endothelial growth factor receptor activity; ATP binding. Lineage: Eukaryota; Metazoa; Chordata; Actinopteri; Cypriniformes; Xenocyprididae. The transcript is spliced from 30 exons. The record is from RefSeq and is a predicted model, not a curated record. Gene Ontology annotation, biological process: protein phosphorylation; positive regulation of kinase activity; multicellular organism development.